Sparassis crispa is the source of this 231-nucleotide messenger RNA. RefSeq lists its product as hypothetical. The transcript has a single exon. Bases 1 to 231 code for a protein of 76 amino acids. NCBI's taxonomy places the organism in Eukaryota, Fungi, Basidiomycota, Agaricomycetes, Polyporales, Sparassidaceae. The record is from RefSeq and is a predicted model, not a curated record.
AUGCACGAGAAUGGCUCAGCAAGGAAGAGGGCACCUGCGCAGAAGAGGGCGUUACGAGGAAGCCCUCAGGGCAUCGAAGUGGGCGAGGAAAAGGGCGGCGACGACGGGACUGGAGCAGAAGAGGGCGAUGGCGUCGACAACGACAAUGGCGAGGAGGGCAUGGGCGAGGAGGAGGAGGCAGACACGGCGAUGGAAGAACUGGCCGAUAUCGCAGGGAUGAUGGAAAUUUGA